Messenger RNA from Conger conger (European conger), 1593 nucleotides. It is a transcript of the gene dap3, whose product is annotated as death associated protein 3. NCBI's taxonomy places the organism in Eukaryota, Metazoa, Chordata, Actinopteri, Anguilliformes, Congridae. Gene Ontology annotation, biological process: apoptotic process. The record is from RefSeq and is a predicted model, not a curated record. Gene Ontology annotation, molecular function: structural constituent of ribosome. The transcript has 13 exons. Bases 257 to 1465 code for a protein of 402 amino acids. Gene Ontology annotation, cellular component: mitochondrial ribosome; mitochondrial small ribosomal subunit.
GUUCUCCCGGUGGGAUUGACUGCGCUGACUUCAACGUCCUACCUCACAUUGCCCCAAACCAAAAUGGCGACGUCCAUACUACUAACGGUCUGACAGAACGACCGAAGAAACCAGGUUAUAUCAUUUGACAUUUAAUCUACUGAAUGGUUACGUCUUCUGACUGCAUUACUCACUUGGACAACACAUUUGGACAAUAUUCAAGGAAGCUCUAGCUACGCAUUUGGUUCUCAACGUCAUAAUUAACUGUACAACGAUCAUGGCCCUGCACCGGCUGCAUUUUGGACUCAGACAGACCGUGACUCAAACCCGUUCACUCCAUGGCAGUGGACUCAUCCAGCAGCUGGGGUCAGCAGCAGUGGAGCCGGAACCUUCCGUUAGACCUAAACAUGCAAUCUUCAGAACCGCUGAGGGGGAUCCCGCUCAGCACUCAGAGCAGCAUUUGGGUCAGUACUACACCCUUCCCCCAGCCACCAUCCGGUCCCUGUUCCCCCAAGGCCUGCCCGAUCGAUUCCAGAAGCAGGUGAAGACGUUCAAUGAGUGCAGCAUGAUGGUGCGCGAGCCGGCCCUGGAGAUCAUCUCGCUCCUCAAGAGAGCCGACUACAGCAAGCCCCCCAUCCACUACAUGCUCUAUGGCGAGAAAGGCACUGGGAAGUCUCUGUCGCUGUGUCAUGCUCUGCAGUACUGCUUCAGCCAAGGAUGGCUGAUACUGUGUGUACCUGAUGCUCACCUGCUGGUGAAGAACUGCAGGGAAAUCCUCCCUUCUGCCUUCAAUUCCUCCCGGUAUGAUCAGCCAAUGCUGGCUGUCCAAUGGCUACGCAACUUCCGAACCACAAACGAGCAUUUCCUGUCCCAGAUAAAGACGACCAGGCGCUAUGUAUGGACUAAGAGGGAGAGCACUGAAGAGGGACGGCCCCUGAAGGAGAUAGUGGAACAUGGUCUGGCGCGGGCGAAGAGCAGCAGCGAUGUGGUGGGGGCCCUGCUGAGAGAGCUGAGGCUGCAGGUGGGCCGGCCGCUGGAGGGGGGGCAGGAGCCAUUCAGGCUGGCGGUGGCGGUGGACGGGGUGAACUCGCUCUGGGGACGGACUACCCUGACGAAGGAGCGCAAAAUUGAGAUGGCCCCUGAGGAGCUGACCCUGGUGUACAACCUGAGGAAAAUGCUCAAACAGGACUGGUCUGGGGGGGCCAUCAUCACAGCAGUGUCCCAAACAGGAGCUCUGUUCAAACCCAACUUCGCCUACCUGCCCCACGAGCUGCUCGGAGAGGAGGGCUUUGUCAGCUUGGAACCCUUUCUGCCCGUCCCGGUGCCAGUGUACAGUGACAAGGAAUUCGAGAGCUGCUAUCAGUACUACAUUGACCGCAACUGGCUGCAGCAUGAGCAAAGCCGCACUGAGGAUGGAAAGAAAGAGCUCAUCUUCCUCAGCGACAGGAACCCGUCGGUGCUGGAGAGAGUGUGCGCGUCCCUCUGAACACGCAGUUACACACGCGUCGUCCCAAACUGUAUUAUUUAACCCACGUUGUUAUUGUGCUACACUUUGUUUUAUGAAGUGCCUCACAAAAUGUUUUUUUUUUAAAUAAUAAAAUGCUGUUCAAGAUG